AUCCUGGUGUGUAUUUCGAAGCGCAACCCCCAUGGCAGGUCGAGGAGGUUUCACAUCGAUGCCUUAUGGCCAGCCCCGUCAAUCCAACAUGUUUGGCACAGCCCCAACGCUGCAAGCGGGCCCUUCAGGUGCGGCGCAAAACGAAACCCGGGGACGGAGUUUCGGUGGGGGGGCCAGCUCGUUCAGCCCAUUUACCCACGAAGGCCAAGGCCAGUACCACAACCCGUACGAUAUCAACCCCGCGAGUACUUCGAAUCCAGUGCCCCCCCCACCUUCGACCUCGGGGGGGUUUCACUCCAUGGGGGGCUCCAACAAGCGAAGGGGACAAGGGUGCCUUGGUGGGGGCCAAUCCUACGAAGUUCCCCGAAUGAAGUCCCCCGUUAGUUUCACGGAGCCCCCUAACCAUGGUGGCAAUUUGUAUGGGCAUCAGCCCCUUCCCCAGACAGCCCAAUAUCAUCAGCCCACUCAACCCAUGGCCCCCGCUACCUAUCAGCAGCCGCAAUGGCAACAGCAACCUCAACAUUGCAACAGUGGCGGCUAUGCUGCACAUCAGCCUCCACCACUAUGGAACAAAUUUGAAGGGGGUGCCUGCUACAACAAUAAUUUCGAGCCCCAGCAUUACGAGGCCGCAAUGCCCUCUGAAAACGUCCAGCAAGCGUCCUCUCAGCGCCCUCACUCCUCGCGUAGUACACUUGGAUCGGCUGGUGCUAUGGCGAUGCUGACCUCGCAGGUAGUACUCUCCAUUUAUCAAUAUAUGUACAGGAUUGUGUCAUCUACUCAAAAUUUCCUCUGGCGGUUGAUUGAAUGAACCGCCGAAUAAUCGCUGGACCUUCGAAAUUUCAUAAAAAAGAACUAAGUUUGAAGAGGACGAACUGAGCUACAACUACACGGACAACAACCAGCGCCAGCCAACCAGUUAUGCCCCACAGCAUCAACAACAGCAACCGCAUCGUCCGGACAUUUACCAUCACAUGCCAUCGAGUGCCGCACCAUCGCCUUCGAAACCAUCCUUGACCUUGCAAUGGAGCGGCACUGGCAGCUACGGCCACAGUAGCACCAGGGUAUCGAGACCUCCUGGAGGACACAGCCAGUUUGCUUUGGGUUAGCUCCUUCGUCUGUUCUAACAAUAUAUAAUAUUUCACUUGG
Aphanomyces astaci is the source of this 1146-nucleotide messenger RNA. RefSeq lists its product as hypothetical. NCBI's taxonomy places the organism in Eukaryota, Oomycota, Saprolegniomycetes, Saprolegniales, Verrucalvaceae. The record is from RefSeq and is a predicted model, not a curated record. The coding region runs from base 32 to 808 and encodes 258 amino acids. The transcript is spliced from 8 exons.